UUUAGUUGGGUUCACGUGAGUAAUGGCAAGAUGGCGGCGAAGAGAUGUCACAGUUUUGUGCUGUGGAACACCUGGAGAUUGGCCAGCUCGAAAACAGAGAACAAGCCGGGCUCGAGAAAGGAACCUCUGAGAAAGCCUGUAACCCCUGUUGGCCGCUUGGAUCAUCCACAGCAGAAGACGGUGGGAGAAGAUCCCCUGGAAAGGUUUCCUGAUGACAUCAAUCCAGUCACAAAAGAAAAGAACGGACCAAGAGGCCCUGAGCCGACCCGCUAUGGAGACUGGGAGAGAAGGGGACGCUGUAUUGAUUUUUAACAUUUUCUGCUUUAUGUAAAUUCAGCAAUGCACAAUUUGUAAAAAAAAAUUGAGGUUUAUAUGUAAAGUUCAACCAUGACAUGGUAAUGCAGCUGGGUUCAUAUGAGGGUUUAGUUCUGUUUAAUUUAGAGCAGAUAAUAAUACACACUGAUGUGGUUUCUCAAUGCUGUCUUAGCCUCUCUAAAACAUAUAUUUUUAGGCUCAAUUUGAAAAAUUAUUAAUCAAUAAAUAGCAAUUAAAUACAUUAUCAUGUUACAAGUGUCUCAAAGUUCUCCAUAAAACUUAAUUUGUAACAUAUGAUCAAUGUAGAAAUAUUUGUGUAAUUGUCGAAACCCAGGAAGGAUUUUUCCGAUGACAGGGUGUCACAGUCUAAGGUUACAGGAUGGACCACUUAGGACUUCAGUGAGGAGAUAUUUCUUCACCCAGACAACUGACUCCAUUGAAUUCUCUGCCACAGAAAGUGUUUGAGGCCAAAAGGUUGAAUGUUUUCAAGAAAGAGUUAAAUCGCGUUCUUAGGACUAAAAUGAUCAAAGAUUAUAUGGGAAAAAAAUGGAAACUGAGUUGAAUCAAAAACAGAACUUGCUAGAGACACUCCAUAGGUCUGGCAUCAUCUGUAGAGAGAAAGUAGAGAUAAUAUUUUGGGUCCAGUGAUCCUUCAGAGAUAGUUUUGCUUAACCUAGUGCCCAGCAAUUUCUGAUUUGUUUCAGAUUUCCAGCAUCUGCAGUUUUGUUUUAUUGUACAGAGGUGGAUGAUCAACCAUGAUCACAUUGAUUAGUGGAGCAGGCUCAAAGGGCCAAAUGGGUUAUCGAUGCACCCAUUUUCAAUGUUCCUAUGAUUCAUGUCAGACAUAUGAUCACAGGAUGAUUCAAUGUAUUACACAUCUAGGUAGAAUUAUUUAUGUGUUUUAAUAUUGUAGCAAGAUUAAUGUAACAUACCAUGUUAGGUGAAGAAAACAACUUCAUAUCCUGAAGAACCCUUGUUUGGACUGCCCUGCCCACCCAUUUCUACCAUGAUGGAUCAAUCAGGGCUAGCUAUGCCCCUUAUAAUGUAGAUAUUCAUUUUCCAAGUUUUUACAGACAGUGGCUAAGGUUCCAUGUAUUUGAAAAUCUGUCCAUGUGCCAUGUUCAUUGUAUUAUUUGUUACCGUGCAUUAUACUGUUAGCAAAUGAUUUUCUUUGUGAGCAGAUAGUAUAAGACAGAUGGUGUCACAGACAAUGAGUCAGGCUAUUGCAACAAAAAGCUGGAAAGCUGAGACCAUCCCACUGAAUGUAGCAGCUUAAUUUUGUGAAAUACUUGGAUAAAUAAUGUUAUAUGGUUGGUCAUAGCUACUACGUAGCUAAUAUGAAAUAAAGCUGUUAUUGAUUCA
Messenger RNA from Hemiscyllium ocellatum (epaulette shark), 1677 nucleotides. It is a transcript of the gene sdhaf4, whose product is annotated as succinate dehydrogenase complex assembly factor 4. Gene Ontology annotation, biological process: mitochondrial respiratory chain complex II assembly. The record is from RefSeq and is a predicted model, not a curated record. Bases 31 to 312 code for a protein of 93 amino acids. Lineage: Eukaryota; Metazoa; Chordata; Chondrichthyes; Orectolobiformes; Hemiscylliidae. Gene Ontology annotation, cellular component: mitochondrion. The transcript is spliced from 3 exons.